AUUAGAAAUUCUAUAUUACCGUGAAAAAAGCUGCAAUAAAAUUGGCUAAUAGUUUUAUACGUUCGCUGUUUUAAUUGAUUCUGACCAACAGUUAUCAGUAUGAACGGUAUCAAGCUCGGUACUCUCGUGUUUAUAGUAAUAAAUAUUUUCAUAAACAAAGUUAUUGGAUUCCGUCUAAAUGAUGAGGAUUUAAAGAAAGUUAUAGUUUUGAUGCAGCAACAACUGUUACAUGGACAAUCGAAAACACAGGGUACUAGAAGUAGACAUUUUGACGACGAUUUAUUAGAUAAUGAUAGAAAUCUUGUCAUUUCGGACAAUUUAUAUGAUAUUACAAGAACUAAUACUGAAGAUAACAAAGAAAAUCCAAUGACUAUAUUAAUAUUUAAAGCCAAAUAUAAACCUAAGGAGUCAAAAGAAGAUACGAUUGUAAAGAAUUUGUUGAAAGAGAUAUUGAAUGAGAAAUUAAUUAAUAAUAAAUAUAAUGUAAAUCUGAAACCAAAUUUCAAAACAAAUGAAUUUAGUAAUGAAGUGAAGGAUCUCAAGAAAUUUUCAAAGUUAUAUUUAAUUUUAAACUCAUCAAACAAUAGAAAUGUAUUAAAUGGUAAUGAUUUGAACGAUAUCGGAAGAUUAUUAUCAAAAUUACUUUCCACUAAAGCUAGUAAAAAUAAUGAAAACAAGAAACGUUACUACAAAGGUUUUGCAGUAAAAGAUGACGAGUCAUCCAGUCGAAGAAGGCGCGACUCAGAUGAGUCAGAAGCCGACGAUUAUAGACCGAAACGUUCACGAAUCAAAAACAAUGGUGUGGUGGGAGGACGAACUUUUGCACCGUCAAUGGGGAAAAAACGACACGUAUAUGAAAGCGAAUAAAUAUAAAAUAUUAAAAGGGACUUUUAUUACUUUUUAAUGUAACCGUAAUGGUUCAGCGUAAAACAUGAUA
Messenger RNA from Papilio xuthus (Asian swallowtail), 937 nucleotides. RefSeq names its product coiled-coil domain-containing protein 94 homolog. The record is from RefSeq and is a predicted model, not a curated record. NCBI's taxonomy places the organism in Eukaryota, Metazoa, Arthropoda, Insecta, Lepidoptera, Papilionidae. The transcript has 4 exons. Bases 100 to 867 code for a protein of 255 amino acids.